This is a messenger RNA of Rhinolophus ferrumequinum (greater horseshoe bat), 4559 nucleotides long. It is a transcript of the gene RNASEL, whose product is annotated as ribonuclease L. Gene Ontology annotation, biological process: mRNA processing; negative regulation of viral genome replication; protein phosphorylation. The record is from RefSeq and is a predicted model, not a curated record. The coding region runs from base 489 to 2678 and encodes 729 amino acids. NCBI's taxonomy places the organism in Eukaryota, Metazoa, Chordata, Mammalia, Chiroptera, Rhinolophidae. The transcript is spliced from 8 exons. Gene Ontology annotation, molecular function: RNA nuclease activity; protein kinase activity; ATP binding.
UGCUGGCUCAGUGACGUCCCCAGAAGGAAAUAUUUCUCUGCUGGCAACAGUAUUUAAAGAUUGGGCGCUGACAAAAAUUAACGGAGGAGGCAUCGGAGGUUAGCAGACUGGCUCAUCUCACAGCUGCUGUAACAGGAACUGUCUACACAAAAAUUUGGUUCAAAGAUUUCACUGCCGGGUGAUUGUGCUUAUGUAGCACAAUUGAUUAGACCUUUCAGAGGCUGGAGGCUUUGAGACAGAGUGGAUUGCUGAAAAGUGGUUGCUUUGUGAAUUUUGCAGCAGGUGAAGUUAUAUAAAUAUUCAGGUGGAAUAUCAGAAGAUUCCAAGAAUAUUCUCUUUCCUCAUACUGCUAAUAUGUAGCGAAAUAAUCCCUAUUUACCGUGACAGGAGUUUCUAGAGCUCCGUGUUUCUUUGAUCAAGUCCCAAGGAGAUAAAUUUUCAUUUUCUCAAAGAAAGGCAAAAAGGUGUAACCAGUGGUGUCUACCAUCAUGGAGACGAAGAACAAUAACAACCCUCAGGAGAGACCCACAUUCUCCAGCAAUGGGAAGACUUCAGGGGAGGAUAAUCAUUCGUUGAUAAUAGCUGUUAAAAAAGAAAAUAUUGAGCUGGUCCAGGAAUUGCUAGAAAGAGGGGCUGAUGUCAAUUUCCAGGAUGAGGACGGGGGCUGGACACCUUUGCAUAAUGCAGUCCAAAGCGGCAGGAAAGACAUUGUAGACCUUCUGCUUCGUUCUGGCGCUGACCCUUGUCGGAGGAAGAAGAACGGGGCCACUCCCUUCAUCAUCGCUGGGCUUGUGGGAAGUGUGGAGCUGCUCAAACUUUUCCUUUCCAAAGGUGCAGAUGUCAAUGAGUCUGAUGAGAAUGGCUUUACAGCUUUCAUGGAAGCCGCUUUCUAUGGUCACGUUGAAGCCUUAAGAUUCCUAUAUGAGAAAGGAGCAAAGGUAAAUUUGGGUCGAAAGACGAAGGAGGAUCAAGAGAGGCUUAGGAAAGGAGGGGCCACAGCACUCAUGGAUGCCGCUCAAGAAGGACAUGUAGAAGUCUUGAAGGUCCUCCUUGAGGAGAUGGGGGCCGAUGUCAAAGCCCGCGACAACAUGGGCCGAAAUGCUUUGAUCCGUGCUUUUCGGAACUCUGAUAACAGCACGGUGGAGGUCAUCACUCGCCUUCUGCUGGACUAUGGGUCUGAUGUCAACGUGAGGGGAGAAAAAGGGAAGACGCCCCUGAUUCUGGCAGUGGAAAAGAAGCACAUCGGUUUGGUGAAGAUGCUUCUAGAACAAGAAGACAUAGAGAUUGAUGACACAGACAAAGAGGGCAAAACAGCACUGCUGUUGGCUGUCGAACUCCAACAGAAAGAUAUUGCCCAGUUGCUGUGUGAAAAGGGAGCCAGCACAGAUUGUGGGGAUCUUGUCAUGAUAGCAAGGCGCAAACACAACAUUCCCCUCGCCAAGUUUCUUCUCCUUCAUGGAGCCAAAGAAGAUUUUCACUUUCCCACUGAAGACUGGGAGCCUCAGAGCUCACACUGGCGACAGGCCCUGAAACAACUCCACAGGAUGUACCGCCCUAUGAUUGGCAAACUCAAGAUCUUUAUUGUUAAAGAUUAUAAAAUUGCCGACACGUCUGAAGGGGGCAUCUACCUGGGAUUUUACGACGACCAAGAGGUAGCCGUGAAGCGAUUCUUGGAAGAUAGCACCCGUGGACAAAACGAAGUGUCCUGCCUCCAGAGCAUCCGAGCAAAGAGUGACUUGGUGACGUUCUAUGGCACCGAGAUCCACGGGGGCUGUCUGUAUGUGUGCAUGUCCCUCUGUGAGCAGACACUGGAGAAGCACUUGGCCGAGCACAGAGGGAAGGUGGUGGGAAACGAGGAAGAUAAGUUCGCCCGAAACAUCCUCUCGUCUAUAUUUAAGGCUGUUGAAGAGCUACACCUGUUGUGUGGAUACACUCACCAGGAUCUGCAACCACAGAACAUCUUAAUAGAUUUCAAGAACACUGUUCGCCUGGCAGAUUUUGAUAAAAGCAUCAAGUGGGCUGGAGACCCAGAGGAAAUCAAGAGCGAUCUAAAGGCCCUUGGACUGCUGGUCCUAUAUGUGAUAAAGAGAGGAAAAAUCCCUUUCGAGACGCUGAAGACUCAAAGUCAUGACAAGGUGAUUCGACAUUCUCCAAAUGAGGAAAUCGAGAACCUCAUUCAUCUCCUUUUCUACCCUGGGGAAAAUGUGAAGGACCAUCUGACUGGCCUGCUGAGCCAUCCUUUCUUUUGGAGUUGGGAGUGCCGCUAUAGGACCCUUAGGAACGUGGGGAAUGAAUCCGACAUCAAAGUACGAAAACGGAGUAGCAAGAUCCUCCAACUCCUGGAUUAUGAGAUCCACCCUGGAACAUCAAAACGUCACAGAAAAUUUGACCAGUGGACUAGUAAGAUUAACCCCUAUGUUAUGGAUGAAAUGAAUGCAUUUUAUAAAAAAAAAGGCAACCUCUACACAGACACUGUGGGUGAUCUGCUAAAGUUCAUCCGGAAUUUAGGGGAACACAUUAACGAAGAAAAGAACAAAGAGAUGAAGUCGAAAAUUGGAGACCCUUCCCAGUAUUUGCAGAAGACAUUCCCCGAUCUGGUCAUCUAUGUGUAUAUGAGACUACAGAACACAGAAUACACAAAGCAUUUUCCCAAAACUCACAAAGAAGCCAUGGCAUGAUGGGGCCAGCAGUGGGAAGGCGGGCCAGCUUGGAGUGCUGACCGAGCCUUCUGAGUUCAGGGAGGUCCUUAUUAGCUGUAUAAUCCGGAGCAAAUCACAACUCUCUGGGCCUCUUAACUAACCUUGGCUGCUUGGGAGGGAUGAGUUAGGUUGCUGAUUGUCAGUUCCUGGCACUAUGUCCAGUAUUCCCCACGGUUAUAACAAAAAAAAAGUAUAUGCUCAAAUUACCCUCGCCCUUUUUAUGGGUAAAAAAAAAGCUUAAGAGGCAGGAGCUGAGAGAGCAUCCUGCUAAGAUUCCUUUUGUAAAUUGCCCCAAAGGGGUGAGAGCCUAGACCUUUAAUGCUGUAUGUUUUACAUCAAUUAUCUCAUGUAAUUCUCCCAGUAAUCGUGCAAGAUGGGUUAAUAACCCACGUUAUGAACUAAUGACCUUGAGACUCAGAGAGUUUGAACUACUUGCCCCAGAUCACACAACUUGUCCAGAGCACUGUAUAAUGCAUGUGGUGUUCCAGUUACCUCUCACUUGGGCACAUUAGAACUUAAUUACUCUAAAAGGAAUUUGUCAAAGGGGCUCCAGGUGGCUUAUUCAUUCAUUCAUUCAUUGAGCAUUUAUUGAGCACUAGUAUAAGUCUAAGCACUAAUUGUACGAACUCCCUUCCUUCUAGAACCACCUGCACUGAUUUUCUAUGACCUUAAGGUAGUAGUUCUCAACUAGGGAUAAUAUGUAUUUGAUUUGCAUCAUUACUGCCUAGGAAAAUAUCUGCCAUACGGUAAUGUUCAAUACCUAUUCAUUGAAAAAUGAAUGAACUUUCUUCACAUAUGAGUAAUAGCACUACCGUACAUUUUUAUGGUGCUUUAUAAUUUAUAAUUAUACCUGCAUAUUUUAUCUCUUAGUUUUCAAAACAAUCCUUUAAGGUCAGUGCUGUUAUCCUCAUUUUUCAGAUGAGGAGACUAAGGUUAGAGACAUGUUGACUUACUCUGAUAUAUAGCUAGGAAGCGCCACUGUCUUGAUUUGAACAGAUUUUCUGGCAUUAAGUCUGAUGUUCUUUCUACUUCUCCUCAUUGUGAUGGUAAAAAAGGAGCUUUGUAAUGGGAAGAGCUGGGAAAACCCAAAAUAUCUUAGGUACUUCCUGAAGAGGAAGCGGUUUCAAAUGGGUGUCACUGAAUGCAAUCAAAAAGUGCUGAAGAAACAAACUUAAGGCUUUUAUUUAAGGUUUUAGGAGUGGCAAGCUUACGUGAGGUUUUAAAAUUAAGCCUUGGUUUUCUGAUUUGUAAUGAGUGCCUAGCUAUAUCAACCAUUUAUAUCAACUGGCAUCAGCUGGCUAAGAAUUAUUUUUGCACAGUGCUUUUCAGCCCACAGAACACUUGCAUUCUCUCAUUGAACCAUCCUUGUCAACAUAAUGCCAAGCUGGCUCCCUCCUUUCUUAUCUUGAUAUUGUUUAUUAACUUUAAGUAACCAACACCAUUUAGAAUCACAAAGGUAUUUAUUUGAAGGUUUGAAUUAAUAGAUAAAAGAAGUUGCAAUUCCACAAGGGUGUGUGGCAUCACCACCCAGCCUACUUAAAAGACAACAGCUGUACUCCAGGGAUCUGAAGUCACUAGCAUAUGAGAUAUAUUUUUUUCUCAGUAGUGCACUUCUGCUCACUUCUGCUCUAGACUGGAAAUCACCUUCCCAACACCUGCUCUAAGCACGUUCUCACCCACAUUGUACCUAAUUUAGCAUUCAGGAGGCCCUGGUGGGCAGGCCAGUGGCCUUGAAAGCAGCUUCCUUCUCCACGCCUAGAGUCACAUAUUAGCCUUCUUCACUGACUGACAUUUCCCUGAUGCCCUUUAGAGCAAAACAGAAGACUGGUGAGUAGGAAAUCUGUGAAGAUUCCCUCCCUC